UGACUCUGCUCCCAUCUGGCCCCCCAAUCAGCUGUUCAUUGAAUUUUAUACACAUCAAUGAAAUUAUUUAACAUUUUGUGUUGUCGCAAAUUUUAUCAAUAAUGGCUCUGCGUCGUUGUCAUUUGAAUCCAAAGAAGACUCUUUUCCUACUAUGCGAUAUACAGGAGAAAUUCCGUCCGGCUAUGCCUCUGUUCGACAACAUGGUUAAAAAUGCGGACAAGUUGACUAAAGCCGGUAAGGCUCUGGAUAUGCCCUUGAUUGUAACCGAACAUUAUCCCGAGAAAUUGGGUAAAACUGUCGAGCAAUUGGAUGUGUGUCAUGCCAAAGUAGUUGUCAACAAGACACUCUUCAGCAUGAUAACGCCGGAGGUGAAGGCGGUGAUGAAGGAGCUCUUUCAGGAGAAGCCAGAUGAUGUAGUGCUUUAUGGAUUGGAAUCCCACAUUUGUGUGGAGCAAACCGCCAUUGAUCUGCUGGCACAGAAUAUCAAUGUCUAUGUGGUGGCCGAUUGUUGCUCAUCCCGUUUGAAUCAGGAUCGUGAUUUGGCCUUGGAUCGUUUGCGUCAAGCUGGCUGUGUGAUAACCACAAGUGAAAGUAUUAUAUUCGAUUUGGUGCGUGAUAAAAAUAAUCCAAAAUUCGAUCUAAUACGUAAACUGGUAUAUCCACCCUCCGUGGAUAUGGAAUUGAAACGUAAUGCAGGCAGUGGAGUGUCCAAAUUGUAAGGGAAAUCCAUGACUAUUGUUAAAAUUAAAUUGCAUUUCACAAAGAUGUAUGUGUAUGUGUGUAUAUAUAGAGAAUAAACAGAUAACAGUCAAUA
Drosophila willistoni is the source of this 814-nucleotide messenger RNA. RefSeq names its product isochorismatase domain-containing protein 1. Gene Ontology annotation, cellular component: cytoplasm. The record is from RefSeq and is a predicted model, not a curated record. Bases 102 to 719 code for a protein of 205 amino acids. Lineage: Eukaryota; Metazoa; Arthropoda; Insecta; Diptera; Drosophilidae. The transcript has 4 exons.